This is a messenger RNA of Cuscuta campestris, 1054 nucleotides long. NCBI's taxonomy places the organism in Eukaryota, Viridiplantae, Streptophyta, Magnoliopsida, Solanales, Convolvulaceae. The record is from the annotation of a GenBank genome assembly.
GACUUCCAAAUGUGGUUGCAUUCAUGUAAUGCUCCGAUUCGAGUUGGUACGAUGACUCUUGAGCCCGACGUCUUGCCAAGAGCCAAUCUUGGUUGCAAACCAGUGUUUCAAGAGAUUCAGCGUUAAGACAACUUCGGUAGUCGGUUAGAAUGUUGCCGCCAGCACUGAAUUCUCGUUCAACUGCUACGGUUGAUACUGGGACGGACAACACUUGUCUUGCUAGCAUGCUGAGACAUGGGAACAUGUGUUCGUUCCGCUUCCACCAUCCGAGCACGUCAAAAUCGACAUCUUCGUCAUCCCAACAAAUCAACGCUACUUCCGCUCAGGUGCAGGCCACAAACGAGGGAGCCAGCAUCCCUGUGGCUGCUACCAUACCGGUCAUUUCAGCCCCGGUGUUGCCUCUAGGUCUGAGCUCUGUCCCGAAGGCCAGCGUGAUCAGUCCCUUCGUGACCCCCGUCCCUUCCGCUGGACCGAGGGUAACGUUCCCACCAAGCAUGACUCAGUUCAUGAAUGACCCAGCCAACCUACAAGCCAUUCAGGGCUUUGGCCAGGUCAUGGCUAUGUGCCAGCAGAACGGGGGGAUGCCUUUCCUCCCUGGUAUGUUCCCAUUCGCCCUUCCAGGCGCGGGGACCAUGCCCCUACAAGCUCCGAUGGCGGUGACGUCGUUCCAGACGCCGAUGCCGCAACCAUCACCUUUCCAGCCCCAGCUGGUCAGCACCGUGGCCCCGGUCAACUUGGCCGGUGCACUUAAUGCUGCAGGGCCCCGCAAGCUACGGAUCCAUAGGUCACUCCUGAUGGUCAUUGCGUCUCGAUUGAGAGCGAUGAUGGCGAGUGGGACAUCCCGAGGGCCCACAAGAAGAAGAAAGGAAAAAACAUCCGGCCAGCGACCUCCCGAAACUCCGCCUUCGAAAGGCUGGGGGAUAGGGAGGAAGGCCAGAGGAAGUCAGCCAAGCAGAGGCUGGGGCAGAGUGUUGCCCAUGUCAGCGCGUUCGCCCGGCUAGGCGAGGUGCGGGAGGCCGAGCCUGCCCGCACCCGGCGCUCCCGGUCUAACCGG